AUGGAUCCAAAAUCUCGCACCUCACCAAGUCCCUCUAAAGUCCUCUCACCUCUCUCCUCACAGCGCAUGAACCGACAAGCAACACCUGAUUCUCAUACACUGCCUUCAGAUCUUUUGCAGCUCCAGCGCAAAAACUCUAACGGCAUUUCGGAUGUCCAAAGCAAGGUCGCUCGUCUCAACAGUAUGGCUCAUGGAAACAGAUCAGCUUCUAGCGUAUCAUCAUCGGGAACAAAUGCUGCUCUUCAACGCGCUAUAGUUGGCCGCGAGGAGGCAGAGUCAGCACUCGCUAGUGUAUCCGCCCAACUGUCAGAGGCCCAAUCUCGAGAACGAAGAAUUAGCGAAAGGCUGGAGUCACUGCUGGAAGAGUUACACUCAGCAAAAGAACGCCAAACUCACGAGAGAACAAUUUUCGAGAAGGAAAUUAGAAAAGCCAGAAAAGAAGCGUUCCGAGCAAGUUCUAUCUUAGUGAAAGUUCAAGAGGACUUGAAAGCAUCCAAAGAGGAGGUUGUGACGUUGAAGGAUGAAGUCAGGCUUGAACAAGAAGCCAAAGAGAACGCUACGAAAGAAGCCAGCGAGCGCGCGGAUACUAUCACGUGUCUUACUGAAGAGAUAAGGACGCUGAAAGAAAAGAUAAACCUCAUCGAAUCAAACAACGCCUUAGAUGCUUUGGAAUCUCGAGAGACGCGCAAAAAGAACGCUGCGAAGGCUUCUUCAGCUAAAGCUUAUGAUGCUUCUGAAUCACCAUGUCAAGGGCGAACGGGAACGCGCGAAGAAAGCGGGAGAAGAGCAUCAUCAACUCGAGGAAACGCUGCGGUAGACAGUCCGGCAGGAAGUCUUAAAAGAGCCUCUGAAUCUGCUGAGUCACCCUUCUCAGACGAUGAGGACUUCUCCGAUGUAUACAGCAUUACCCCUCUUAAGAGACAGAGGGUAUGGUCGGAGUUUGUUACCCCGAAGGAAGAUGAAGAUACCAUUGGGAUUGAUUCCCCUACCAUAAAGAUCCUAGAACUCCGAGCUAAACUGCAAUGGGAGAAGAAACUGAGGGCUGAGGCAGAAAGAACAAUUGAAUUUAUGUGCAUAGAAUGUCAAUUCAAGGCAUGCCGUUGCCGUAUUGCAGAGAGUGAGGGGAGAGAGUACAUCUACGAUUUCGAAUACCACGAGAAACAAAAAGCUGCUGAAAGGGCAAAGAAAGAGGCAGAAUUAUCGAAUGAGAGAGAUCAAGGCUUCAUAGCACCUGAGACAGAAAACAGGUCGCGUUCUCAUUCUCCUUCUAACGAGGCCGCGAAGCCAGAAACUGGCCACGAUGAUAAGGCCCCCGAGGAGGAGCUUUUGAUAACAUUUUCUCCGGAAACAGGAACAUUUCGAACCAUCCCUUCCCCUGUUCGAUCCCCGGGAAAAAGCCUUGAAAGUGAUAAACCCGCUGUCUCCAGACCAGAAUAUCCGCAGCCUUUUGAGAUAGAUUUACUCACUCAAUCGCCUAUCAAGGUUGAAAAGAAUAACCAAUCACGGUUCGAGUGCGCUUCUAAGAUUACGGCCCCUAGCCAUGAUCUUUUCUCCCCAACACCUCCAUCACGAACCGUUGCGGAAGGCCACACUGGUCUUUCGUUACUGCAGGAAGAUAGCUUCGAGGGAGAGUCAAACGCUGACGAACACCCCACAACAACGAAGGUACCCUUACGUAUGAGUGAAGACUCCUCAGCAAAUUCUUUUCUCACACCAGGUACGCCAAUUAGCCGAGAAGCCGCCCUUGCACAGAUCCGGGCAAGGAGGGGGAAAACCCGCAGCAUGACAAGAUGCGUCAGUGCAGGUGAAGGAAAUCUUCGCUCUGGUGGGAUGGGUGUGACCCCUCUCGGAGGCGCGAGGCGCAUUCCUGGACUCCAUACCAAAGCCAACACUGGACAUGAAUCAGGAGAGCGGAGGGAUAUAAGCGCGCCUAUGCGAUUAUUCCGGAGGUGA
Messenger RNA from Monascus purpureus, 1953 nucleotides. Lineage: Eukaryota; Fungi; Ascomycota; Eurotiomycetes; Eurotiales; Aspergillaceae. The record is from the annotation of a GenBank genome assembly.